AUGAGGACAUAUAUCAAGGAGCCUGCCACAUUGAAGGUGACGGAAAAAUACUGCAAUGUAAAGUACAAUGCAGGAAAAGGACCCAGACAGUCCUACCCAGAACCAUCGCUUAAUGCUAGGUUUCUGGAAAACAUCCUCCCUGAAUGCAAGGAGGAAAUAAUCAAAAUGGGAUUCUCCUCUUUCGAGGAGAUGUUUAGAACAACAUCUCGCAUAGACGAGAUGAAAAACAGGCUGAGGAUAGCUCCAGCCUACAGGCCAGAAUGCUAUGCCAGACCUGAAACCACCAUGACCACAAAUCGUGAAAAGCCCAACCAGGCGGGAAAGGAGAAACACGCAGAGGCAAGAGCCAAUGUGCAAGACCCUAAACCCAAAUGGAAAGGCGAAUCCUCCCUGAAGCAGUCAGGGAACACCAACCAAAGGCCGGUACAAGUAUGCAAUAAUUGCGGAAUACCAGAGCAGGCAAAGAGCUGCCCUGAGCACCAGUUAGUCAGAGACAGAAACCCAAGGCACAGGAUCACCAGGGAAGUCGACUACAAAACAGAAGGUGAAGUUGGAGACGACUCCAAUGAAGAAGAACCAGAGAAUAUCUCUGGUGAUUGCGAAGUGGAGGACACCUCCAAUGACUUUGAACCAGAGGACCCAAACAAGGGACCUCACUACUCGCCCAGAAGAAAGGGCGAGGACAUCAGCGUUGGGACCACAAUAAUGGCCCCAAGAUCCGACGUCAUUGGAAACAAUGACGAAAAAAAUACACUAAAACUGGCGAUAAGCCAGACCAAAAAAAGAACUACCAACUCUUUGGUGACGACACCAAAGAGGGAUUCCCCUGAGGAAAGUCACUCAGAAGACAACACCCCCAAGAAAAAAACCUCGGAGGGAGACCCACUGAAGGAGGACCCUUUGGAAGAAACCACCCCGGAGUCUCCAGAAGAAGAUGAGCUCUGGGUGGAGUUUAUACUCAGCUGGCUAGCGGCCACAAUCCGCCCUCUCCCCAGUAGAAAUACUGGGCUGCAUCACGCACGAUUGGCUGACAAGGCCAAUCAGCCCUCCUCGUACCUGAAGGAGGACCAAGAAUUGGCAGAUAAGAUCAAGUAG
Messenger RNA from Cantharellus anzutake, 1095 nucleotides. RefSeq lists its product as uncharacterized. Lineage: Eukaryota; Fungi; Basidiomycota; Agaricomycetes; Cantharellales; Hydnaceae. The transcript has a single exon. Bases 1 to 1095 code for a protein of 364 amino acids. The record is from RefSeq and is a predicted model, not a curated record.